Messenger RNA from Striga hermonthica, 1644 nucleotides. The record is from the annotation of a GenBank genome assembly. NCBI's taxonomy places the organism in Eukaryota, Viridiplantae, Streptophyta, Magnoliopsida, Lamiales, Orobanchaceae.
AUGCCAAUAGAGAUGCCAAGGGGGUUGCCAUUCUCGGUGGAUACGUGGUCCCCUUCUUCCAAGCGGAAGAGCCACCAUUUCCUCACACACGCUCACAAAGACCACGCCCAGGGAAUCGUCGCCCACGCUUCUUACCCUAUCUACUCCUCUCUUCUCACCAAGACUCUCAUCCUGCAAUACUACCCUCAGCUUGAUGAAUCGAUGUUUGUUGGAAUUGAGGUUCGGCAGUCGAUGAUUCUUGAUGAUCCGUAUGGCGAUUUUGUCGUCACUGCUUUUGAUGCGAAUCAUUGUCCAGGAGCUCUGAUGUUCCUCUUUGAAGGAAAUUUCGGUAACAUUUUGCACACAGGAGAUUGCAGAUUAGUGCCUGAGUGUUUGCUAAGUCUACCAGACAAGUUCAUUGGCAAGGAAGGAAAACAACCUAGAUGUCCGCUUGAUUACAUCUUUUUAGAUUGUACGUUUGGUCAAUGUGCUCUGACAUUGCCUAGCAGGCACACGGCUAUCCAGCAGAUUAUCAAUUGCAUAUGGAAACACCCUCAGGCCAGCACAGUGUAUCUGGCAUGUGAUCUCCUAGGUCAGGAAGAUAUACUACUACAGGUUUCUCAAACUUUUGGUGAGAAGAUAUAUGUCGAUAAAACCAAGAAUCCAGAAUGCUUCAAAUCUCUCGAACUUAUUGUUCCUGAGGUCAUGUCACAUGACCCAGCUUCUCGUUUUCAGCUAUUUGAUGGAUUCCCAAAGCUAUAUGAAAGAGCUGAAGCAAGGAUAGCUGAGGCUCGUGCCAAUUUUCAACAUGAGCCCCUUAUUAUACGCCCUUCAUCACAGUGGUAUGCUAGUGAUGCUGGCACUUCUGAGUUGGAAAAGCGAAGAAAAGAAAGGCAAGAUCAAGCUGUUAGAGAUCUUUGUGGUGUUUGGCAUGUUUGUUAUUCAAUACACUCAUCCAGAGAAGAACUAGAGUGGGCAUUGCAACUUCUUGCUCCUAAAUGGGUGGUGUCAACAACACCCAACUGCAGGGCUAUGGAGCUAAAUUAUGUUAAGAAACACUGUUUCAACAAUCAACUUUCUUUUAAUAGAUCUCUCCAGAAACUUAUGGACAUAAGUGCAGUAACAUCUAUAGGUUCAGAUGAAUCAGUAGAAAAUUUGGGCGGUUCUCAGGAGGACAAUAUUUCUAUUAACUGUGUCGAGGUCCAACCUGAACCAGUUAUCACAUCCACACACCGAAAAAAGCGGUUGAGUUUAUCUCCUCCAAGCAAACGGCCCUCAUUGACGUUAUUUGGAAGAGCCAGGGCUGGUCUUCACGAUUCUGCUUUCCAGAACGAACAGAAAGUACUGGCAGUUAGUGAUUACCCAGAGACAACAUCAACUGGAAAUGAAGAUGUUUGUAACCAGAAUGAUGUCGCUGACGUCGAAUUCGGUGAUUUACUGAAACUAAAGAGAAAGGGUGAUGUUGCAGAAAUAAAUUGCAUUUCUACAGACCUAAAUCCAGGGGGACUCAAAAAUGAUGUUGUUUUACCAACUGGUUCUUCGAGUACAUAUAAUGAAAAUUUUAGAAGGGUUUACAGGUCUAUGAAUGUUCCAGUACCUCAGCGCCUUCCUUCCCUUACUGAUUUUAUGGAUGCCAGAAGUUAUCCAAAGAAAAUGCGUGAAUAA